AUGGAGGGAGAUGCACAUACUGCUCUUGGGACGUAUAAUAUGGAUGCUAAAGAGGAGCUUAUGAACUAUAGACGUAUUAUGAGGAAUGAUGCCUGCAACCAAUUUCUCCCGUGCUAUAGAUCCCUACGCAGUGGCCAGCAGCGAAAUUCCGAAGUGUUUGUACAAAUACAGCGCACCUGGACAGAAUUCGAUAAUGUAGCAAUAGCCUUCAGGAUGACCCUUGAUCUCUUGCCCCGCCACGUAGCCGAGGGUAUCGCCACGGCGAGGAGCGGAUCCACUGCGCAUCUACAUGUCUGGAUUGGAUGGGGCUGGCUAGGGCGCGCCCGGAGCAACUCGCCGAGGGAAUCAUGUAAGGGUAUGAGCAAGGAGGGAGGGUUUCGGGGGCUUGAGGAGGCCCGCGCAAAUAUCGGGCAGGUGGAUGUUAGAGUAAGAGUCAGCGUCGCCGCAAUUUCCGCUUCGGGCUUUCAUCUCCAUCGGCAUGCGACUGCGUAUGCCUCGAGAAAGAAAGGGGAUGGCAUAGCUAGGCUACAUAACAUCAUCCUGCAAAAAAAUGUUCAAGCAUCCGUGAAUACCAUGAGACUCUGGGGUACGGAUAAUAGAAAGGUGGCUGACUAG
Molecule: messenger RNA, 615 nt
Organism: Heterobasidion irregulare TC 32-1
Lineage: Eukaryota; Fungi; Basidiomycota; Agaricomycetes; Russulales; Bondarzewiaceae
Exons: 5
Coding region: 1-615 (204 amino acids)
Source: RefSeq, a predicted model, not a curated record